Molecule: messenger RNA, 2574 nt
Organism: Caenorhabditis elegans
Lineage: Eukaryota; Metazoa; Nematoda; Chromadorea; Rhabditida; Rhabditidae
Gene: F19B2.6
Product: BZIP domain-containing protein
Source: RefSeq, marked reviewed
AACAUGGACACAUCCCAAAAGUAUCGCUCGAACAACGAAGUGGAUUCACCACAGAUCGAACAUGACAAGCAAGCCUUGCCUAGCAUCGAGAGUUUGUAUUGGGGUUUACAACAAAAUCAACAGAUCCAAGGAAUUGAACAAACCGGAGAGCCUAAUGGGGACAACCAACCGCCGCAAUUGGUUAUAGAUCAACUGAGUUAUGACCAACAGCAGCAGCAGCCGAAGCAAAAUUGUUUCGAUACACAUGGAAAUAUGGAUGAUAACAGAGGUCUGUACAAUCUCCCACAAGGAGCAGAAAAUGGAUCCGGACACCUUGUCGCGACUGAAUCCCAUCAGCUUCACCCACCGAACUAUAACCUGCAGCAAGCACAAACACCGCCUCCGACUAGACAUUCACAGUAUGUGGAUGCGGCUCCUCAAGCAUAUGGAUCCGGACAACUUGUCCCGGAAAAUCAGCGGCAACCGGAAUCGGCUCCAGAUCGGCCAUAUCAAAUUAUGAAUGUGGGUUGUAAUCCCCAGUCUGCACAGCAGCAUGCUCAAAUGGAGAUUCCCACCAUGUCUCAUCAACUCAUUGGAACAUGCCACAAUUGGCAAUCGGGCAGCCAGCAAGGGACUUCACAGAAUCGGAAGGACUUCGCUGGAAUGCAAAGUUGCUAUGGAAAGGAUCAGCACCACCAAUCUGCUCUAAAUGGAUACCAUCAACUGCAAGCUCAGCCGAAUUUGUAUCCACAACAUGUGAGCAACCAACGGCCGCAAUGGGCUAUGGAUCAACUGGGUUAUUACCAACAGCAUCAGCAACAAGGCCCAACGUGGUCUGAUCAGAAUGGAAAUGAGGGUGAUAACGGAGGUCUGUACAAUCACCCUCAAGGAGCAGAAAAUGGAUCCGGACACCUUGCCGCGACUGAAUCCCAUCAGCUGCUUCCACCGAGCAAUAACCUGCAGCAAGUCCAAAUACCGGCUCCGACUAGACAUUCACAGUAUGUGGGUGCGUCUCAUCUAGCAUAUGGAUCCGGACAACUUGUUCCGGAAAAUCAGCUGCAACCGGAACCGGCUCCAGAUCGGUCAUAUCGAAAAAUGAAUGUGGGUUGUAAUUCCCAGUAUGCACAGCAGCACGCUCAAAUGGAUCAAGUCAUUGGAACAUGCCACAAUUGUCAAUCGGACAGCCAGCAAGGGACCUCACAAAAUCGGGAUAACUUAGCUGGUAUGAAAGGUUGCUGUGUAAAGGAUCAGUACCACGAACCUGCUCCAAGUGGUUACCAUCCACCACAAGCUCAGUCAAACUGCUAUCCGAACCAUCCGCCUAAUCCGAAUAUGAAUGCAGGAGAUCAAGACAGACAGCAUGUACAACUGAAUUUCUACACUGAUCCAGGCUUUCAACAAAAUUCCCAUGUUCCGUAUGAAAUGCAGCAAGGUUUUCAAACAACGGGCAUGCAAGGUAGCUAUCAGCAAAAUAAUCAGCCGGAGUUAUUAUUCGAUUCGAAUAAUGGUAACCAAACGGUUAACAACGCUCCAAAUGGAAAUUACCAAGAACCAGUCUAUCCAUUGCUGCAAGAAGGACCUACCUGGAAUAACAAUGAUAAUCAUGACUACUUCCCCAGCGAUGACUCAAUGUCACAAACAUCACAAGAACCUGUUUCAGUUGAAUCCAUCAGGAAAAAGACAAAGCGUGCAAAAAACAAAUUGGAAGCAAGAAAGAGUCUACAAAAGAAGAAAGAUGACUUAAAAGCGAGCCGGAAGAGCUGGGAAGAGGUGAAAAUCAAUCAUAACAAUAUUCUAAGCAGCAAUAACUCUAACGAAGAAAAUAUCAAAACUGCAUUCGACCAGGUUCUAUAUCCAUGCUUCACAAAUCAGCAAGUAAUCGGAACGUUUAACAUCAUUCGAAGUUAUGAUGAGGUGCAGGAGGGCUUUGCACAAUUCGAAAAUGAUAAACAAAAUAUCAUUAGUAAAGUGGAUUAUUUGAUGAAAACUGAUCGAAAUCUGAAAAAGCUGAGAAUGGCCAAGGAGGUAUCAGAAAAACAAUGGGAACAGUUUGAAACUGACAAGAAAAACAGAAAAGAGGAUGACAAGAAAAACAAAAUAAAUGGAGGAAACAAAUUGAAUGGAAAAACAAAAAUUGUCAGUUCAAUAACAAUUGCAACCCGCUGUAGUCGGUCAAAAGACAAAAAGGAAACUGAUGCUUUCAAACACGAUGCGAAAGUUCUGAAAUUUGAAAGCUCGAAACAAACGCAAAUCAAGUUAUGUCUGAAAAAGUACUGUGACAAGUUUUAUCCGGGUGUUCGAAUGUUGUUGCAACACAAUUGGAAAUUCUUAAGGGAUAAUGCACUACACAGCGGACAAAGUGUGCAGCUGGAGAAAUUGAUCGAAUGUCUGAAGACUUUCCACUUAACGGAGCACGCUGAAAAAGAGCAUAAUUUGGAAAACUCUUGACAUUCUCAUUUUUAACUCCAUUAUUGUUUCUCAUAGCGAACUUUCAUAUUAAUAUAUCAAAAUUAUAAUCUAACAAUUCGUGUUGUUUUAAAACCUUUUCUUUUGCCUGCAUAUUUUAUUCAUUUUCUCUCUCAAACGCAAGAUAAA